Corticium candelabrum is the source of this 5158-nucleotide messenger RNA. RefSeq lists its product as uncharacterized. The transcript has 19 exons. Gene Ontology annotation, molecular function: lipid carrier activity. The record is from RefSeq and is a predicted model, not a curated record. Gene Ontology annotation, biological process: lipid transport. The coding region runs from base 50 to 5044 and encodes 1664 amino acids. NCBI's taxonomy places the organism in Eukaryota, Metazoa, Porifera, Homoscleromorpha, Homosclerophorida, Plakinidae.
UCUUAUUACAUUCCAUCAGCAUCCUUCUACAAGAGCACAUCAACCAAACAUGCUGGUUCCUUUGGUUGCUGUGCUUGUUGGAUUGAGUUAUGGAAGGUCCAAUGAAAAUCCUUGUGAAACCAGAACUUCAACGUAUGAAUAUCGUGCAGUUGCUUACAAUGGCAUUCCUGGUACAUCUGAAAAUAUCAGUGGCAUCAGGACUACCUUGACGAUUUCCCUAAGUAGCUUUUCAAAUUCAAACCGAUUUCAGCUAGAGAUUGACAAGUGUGACAGUGUUCCACUUCAAGAUGCUACUCCAAAGGACAGCAUGUGGUGUGAUCAGCUCAUGAAAUGGGCCUUGCCAUUUGACAUGGCAAAUGGUGUAGUCAGCGCAAUUUAUCCUGACCCUCGUGAAAAUAGAGCAAUACUAAACCUAAAGAGAGGAAUAGUGAGUGCUUUUCAAGUCAAACCAAAAGGAAAGGACAAUGUUCAAAUAGUUGACGAGGAAGAUGUCUUGGGAAAGUGUGAGACACGUAUAACAGAGUCCCACCUUGACAACGAAAUUGAAAUGACAAAACAUCGAGAAACUGAGAAAUGUGAAGGUCGACCAAAGUACACCAAUAUGAUGCCAAGCCAGACUCAAGAAGCCAAGUUUACAUAUGGAACAAUGACUGCAGUCUAUAGACUGGACAUGGCACACAGUAUAACAUUGGCUGAGCUGAUCCAAGUUGAAGAAAUAGCUCCCAUGUCCAAAGAAGCUGGCCAUAUUGUUACACACAUCAACCAAACUUUCUGGCUUGUAAGAAGACAGACACAAGGCAACUGCAAACAGAAAAUUCCCGUGUCAAACAGACAUCGCAUAUCACUGUUAUUCGAUUAUUCUACUGGAUCAGAAGUUAGGCAAUAUAGCGAGCUGAGUGCUACUGACAUCAUUGCAAGAAUCACUAACGCCAACCCAGACGCUAUCCCACAGUUGUUUUUGGAACUGAUUCCUGUAAUGAGAAGUAUGAGCUUUGAAAAUCUAAACUACCUGAUGAUCAAUCUCAAAAAAGGCGAUCAUAAAUACUCAGUCUUCCUUGAUGCCUUGCCAUUUGUGUUCACUGAUGCAAGCUUUGAUCUCAUUAAAAAGUUGACUGAGCCUACAUAUGAUCUGAGCAAGACACGAAAAACAGCAUUGGCACUUAGCUUGGCGGCUGCACCUGUUCACUUCGCAAAUCCCUGCAAACUCCUCCAAAGAGCUCUGGACAUAGCUGUGAAUAGAAAAUCUUAUGAGAGUAGCACCCUGACACUAGGUACAGUCAUCAACAGGGUUCAUGACAGUCCAAUUUCUUGCAAGAAUGAACUUGCUAAGGCUUUUACAUACCUUCAAACAAAACUUAAGAACAACAUUAAGCCAAUACCUCAGGACUACAAUCCAUCAGAAAAUCCACAACAUUCAGAAUACAAAGGAAAUUGGGAACAAGCUCUUCACGCUAUCAAGGCUUAUGGCAAUGCUGGAGUUCCUCAAUCAAUAGCAGUGUUAAAAGAAUACAUAAACGACAAGAGACUGUUGGUUGAAGGUCGUGUUGCUGUCAUUAAUGCUCUACAACGCAUUGGAAAGAGGAGUCCACUACCGGUUCGUGAACAAGCACUUCAAACUUACUUGGCAAGCACAAAUAAUGAAAUAAGAAUAGCUGCUUUUGCAACGUUUAUGGAAGUUGCACGUCAUGGUCCUAUUCAAAGUCAACAAAUGAGACGAAUACUGCAGCAAGCUCAUCGUGAGCGACAUAACUCAGAGGUCCUUAGUUAUGUCUGCAGCUUCCUGAAGACUCUACGGAACACUCACGAUCCAAGUUUCAGAAAUCUACGAUCCAGUAUGUUUUACUAUGAAAAAUGGACAGGAGCUUCUGAAAAGUGCAGCAGAUAUGCAAGCCAUUCAUUCUUCUCAUCACACUACAUCCACUAUUACAAAUCAAUGAGUGAUAUUGUCCGGCCUCUUCCACGAGAUUCCAUGGGAGCAUCCUUGACCCUUGAUUAUGUGUCAACCAAUGCUAGUCGAAUACCUCGCUUUGCCAGAAGCAAAAUGAGAAUGCAUAUGUUUGGAUACGACAUGGAUUUUAUUGAGGCGGGUAUUCGAGCCACCGGCGUUGAGGAGCUGCUCUGUAGCAUGAUAUUUGGAUCAAAAGGACAUGUUCGCCUUGGAUCAUUACCUAAAGAUGCGUAUGACUACUUUUGUGGUGUUCAUGAUGAGAAAACUAGCUUCUCCAUGUAUGUCAAAGCAAUGGGUGAUGAGCUGCUUUGGAAUAACUUCAGACCACAUACCACGCAACAUGAAGUAAACACAGCACGUGAUCGUGUUCUCGACUUCUUUUCCAAAGCUGGAUCUUUACGAAGAGAAAUGUCAUCCUUCAUUGACUACUUCGCAAGUGGAACAUACUCCAUUUAUCGUGGCAAAGCCAGCUUGGACCAUACAGCUGGUUUCAUGAACAUCCAAAGAGUUGUCCCUACAAUCAUUGGCAUGCCAAUUAAUCUGACUGUUGCAGCAGCUGGCCACAUCCAAUUUGACUUUUCUACUCGCUUUGAGUACCACAAUGAUCAUCCUCUAAUGUCGUUGAUUGCUCCCUCGUUCUUACAAAAGAUGGUUGGAGGUGAACCACAAGAAACUGUUGAAGGAAAUAUGAACAUUCAUCCCUGGAUGACGAUGGCUGCUAAAGUUGAGGUACUGCUUGAUGACUACCACUAUAGGCCGAAAAUUGUCUUCUCUGCAAACUCCAGCUCAAAGUUCCACCAACAUCUCUCUGUCCUGAUGCAUGGUGACUAUUCUACAUCUAUGACAAUUCAUGAUAUGCCAGAAGAUGAAUCAGUUGUUUUCAGUGCCAGUUAUAGUCAAUCUGCUGUAGUCAAUGGCAGAUCUAAACAGCUUCAAACUGAUAAUCAAAAGAAGGAUAACAUCCAUAUUAAGUCUUAUGACCUCAUUGGACUUGACAUGUUUAUCAACUUUAGCCAUGCCGAUACAAGUAGGAGUCCUGUUGCUCCUAUGUUACCACCAGCUGGUCCAGUCAAGAUGUCUGUUUCAUUCAAGAGACCCAAUCCCAAAUUAAGCAAAAUGAUUUUCUCCAUUAUGACUAAUGAGAUGAAACCAAGCAAGUCGUCCAUAGCUGCUAGUCUAACUGCAGUUGGAGUGGACAGAUCAGUUAAUGGUUCUCUAAGCUGGAGAUAUGCACACAAAACAUUUGUGUUUGAUGGCUCCCUCAGCAGUGCUCUUGCUAACUCGUCCACUGUUGUUAUUGUGAAUGUCAAUUCUCAACUGAACAUUGAAAGCUAUGCAAACUUCAAUUCUAGUUUGGCCAAUUUCACUGUAGGUUUUGGUCUAAGCAGUACCCAUAUCAAUGCCAAUUCAUCACUGGUCAUUGGGAAGCAUCGUAUCUACCAGGUUGCACUACGAGGCUCUCGUAGACAAUUCAAUAAUGGCAAGUUGUCGUUCUACCUUUUCAUUGGCGAUAAAAGAUUACCACAUACUUAUGACAUGACUGUCGACCUAAGUAAAUGGCAAGCCAACAUUACUGGACAACUCCUGCUUAGUGGUGAAAGUGAACCACACACAGUAAUCGUUAGUGGCUCUUUUGGAAAGUACUAUCUCAAUAUGACUGGACUUUUCAAAUUGGCUUCAGAAUGUGAACUAUAUCAAAUGGGGUUCAAUGGAUCUUACGAACCAGGAAACGUCAGAAGUCAUUUCAUGAUCGACUUACCUCAUAUCAUCAAACGCCAAGACAUAUACCUCCGUGGAUCUGUUGGUUUAGUGUUUGCACAUCUCUCAGCAGCCAUUUACCAAACAAAUCGAGUGAAACCUCACAAAAUCGAUAUCAACGCUGAUAUUGACAGUUCAGUCUUUGCAAAUAUGAAUGGAUCUUUGCUUCUUGCAAAUAAUGAUGAAGCACACUGGUCAAUUAAAACCAACCUAUCAAAGUGGUCAAUUGAGUCCAAUACUCAUCUGCAGGUUGUGAACAAACCUAAUAGUAACAUGAGAGUAUCAGCAAGCUAUCAAAGAAACAAAGUCAGUGGAUUAGCCCUGAUAAAUGUUCCUGGUCUUUUCGAAGAUUAUUCAAACAGAUUUUCAAAUAACAGUGUGACAUGGUUCUUUCAAAAGAUCUCACACAUCCUCUACCAGCCAAAGCAAGGAAAAUCACAUAACAUUACUGUCAAGGGUGUACUAAACAAGUGGUACAGCAAUGUUUCAAUGUAUGUGCACAUGGCAAGAGAUAUAAAUCACCAUUAUCUGAACUUCAACAGUUCCUUUGCGAAAUGGUAUAUCAAUGGCACAGCUCUCCUUCGUCCAGCAAACUACAGAAAGCCACAUCGUGUACAUCUCAGUGGCGACAUAGGAAAACAAUUUCUAAACGGAUCCGCUUUCUUUCACCAAGGAUGUCAUAAAACUGAUUUCGACAGUGACAAAUGUGAGGACUGUCCAUACCGUGUAAACUUCAGAGGGGAAAUUGGCAAACAAUAUGUUGAUACUAAAGCUGGAUUCCAGAUGCCAGGAAGCAGAUGCAAGGUACCUCAUAGUGCUUCUCUACGAGCAAGUGUUAAGAAAUGGUCCAUGAAUAUAUCAGCAACAACACACCUGCAACUGAACAAUAAUGACUGGAAUAAACGACAUUACGUUAACUCCACUAUGUCACUUGAUGGUAGGGCCAUUCAGCUUUCAGCAAAAUCAAGUCUCUUUGACUUACGAAGUGUAAAAGAAUUCCUUCGAAUGGAUGAAAAUCGAGUUGCAGAGAAACUGGAGUCAAGCCCUACUGCUACUACUACACUACAACCAGAACCAACAGAUGCCGGGAAAUGUAAACAACUGAAAAAACACAUCAAACUCUACUUUGGUAACAAGAAAUGUGAAACCGUGCGUACUUUCUCAGUGUGCAGUAGCAACUGUAAAGAACUAUAUAGCAGGAACACAAUUGCUGCAAACUUUUCAUGCACUACUUGGGAUCACCCACUUGAUACAGAGCAUGACCAGAAAAAGUUUGAACUCCUAGCAGUGCCUAAACUAGAGAAAUGUUGCAACAGAGGAAUCUGCACCUGGAAGUAGCUGUUGAUGUCACUUCAAAUUGACUCAUUGAAACACACUGCGGUUCAGUGACGUGUAUGUGUGUGAAACUGUUACGUUUCACUGUAUGUGUAUGUCAGUAAAUGUUUGCAAUCA